Photinus pyralis (common eastern firefly) is the source of this 1475-nucleotide messenger RNA. Its product is annotated as BRCA1-associated RING domain protein 1-like. Bases 96 to 1454 code for a protein of 452 amino acids. The record is from RefSeq and is a predicted model, not a curated record. Lineage: Eukaryota; Metazoa; Arthropoda; Insecta; Coleoptera; Lampyridae. The transcript has 6 exons. Gene Ontology annotation, molecular function: protein binding.
CAUAACAUAACCUCAAUUAUUUCUGUUUUGUAUACCAAGAGAGUUAUCAUGCAAUAAACAUUCUGCAUAAAGAUUACUGUAUCCGAGCCUUAAAGAUGUCCUCGGAAAGUGAUCUAUUAUCCUCAAUUAACAGCUUGAGAACCGAUACUUCUUGUAAUGAUUGCGGUACUUUUCAACUGUGUUUAAAACGACUGAGUAGCUGUACUCAUUUGUUAUGUGAUGACUGCCACAAACUAAGUGGAAGCUGCCCAGUGUGUAACAGUAAACAUCGGUCCAAGAACAUAAAAAAUUCUGAGGAUAUAAACACAAUUUUAUCUCAUGUCAACAGUUUGUACCAAUUUAUUAACUCCAUUCAAAAUGGUGGUACAACUAAAAUUAGUUACCUGUUCAUUUCGGACUCUUACAACUACAAGCGUCACCACAAUGGGGAGACACAAUUGCAUAAAUAUUGUCGAGCAGGAAACAUCGCUUCAGUGUCAACACUUGUUGAAUCUGGAAUGGACGUUAACGUACAAGAUUUUGCAUCUUGGACUCCAUUACAUGAAGCGGUUUUAAACCAAAGAGUUGGUAUUGUUAAAUUACUUUUGGCCAAUGGUGCGCUGGUUAAUGUCCCCGGCUUGGAUUAUUUAACACCUCUUCAUAGUGCUGUACUGGAAAAGAACGAUGAGAUCGCUAAGUUGCUUAUACAACAUGGUGCUAGAUGUACAGCUUACAAUAAAGAUGGAAAAACACCUUUAGAUUUGUGCGACAGUGAUGACAUGAGAGAUGCAAUUUGUAUGACAAAUAUGCUUCCUUCCAUUGUGCGAACAUAUGUUAUUCCCGAGUUGAGAAUAUUUUUGAAUAAUGUCAGUAAAGAUAUCUCGGAUAGAAUUGGACAAUUGCCAGGUGUAACUUUAAUGCAAAAGGCUCAUUUACUGAACUUUUCAAAUGUAAAAUACUUUGUAAUUGGCAACGACAAACCCAACUUAAUGUAUUUACAAGCUGCAAUGCUUCAAGGGGCCAUCAUUUGCAGCAUGGAUUUUGUCGGCGAUUUAAUAUCAAAACAUUCUGCACUUAACCCAAUGAACUACUUUGCAGAUGUACCAAACUAUGCAAUAUCAAAAGCUGGAUUGAAUUCCUUAAAUAAGUUACCGAAAUUAUUUGAUGGAAUUCAUUUUUAUUUGGUCAACAUAUCAAAAAAGACUGUAAACGAUAUGGAGUAUACUUCAGAAGAUAUUAAAACAUUAAUCUAUCUAGGGGGAGGUAAAAUAGAUACACGUGCUCCUAGUGGAUCCAACUACACUGUGUCUUAUCCAUAUCACACUUGCAAAACUGAAAGUAAUGCAACAGUUUCUUGCUACCUUAUAUAUGAUGAGGCAAAAAACCUUAAGAGGAAAACCUUUCCCGACCAAAUUAAAUAUCAAACUGUACAGUGGCUGAUUAAUUCAAUAAAUAGUUUUAAGAUAUUACCAUAAUAUGUAUAGUGUUUUCUUUAC